UCGAAGCGACAGCAUCUACAAUGUCCUGGUUCAGGAACUUGUGGUGUUUUAGCGUCCCGGCCGACGACGCCGAUGAGCCACUGAGACCCAGACCUGAGAGGAGGGCGAGAAGGAGGAGAUGGUGGAGAUGGUGGAGACGCAACAGGAGAGAGCGGCAGGAGGAGACGAACGUGGAGGAACAUCAGAGUAUGGGAAAUGAAGAGAACCCAGGAACAAGUACACAGGUUCUGCCGUACCAAGGGCAGGAACUGGAAAUACAAGCGGUUCUGGAUAAUUACAUCCAGGAAUUGGAGCUGCAGGGGGUUCGGAUGAACCGAGCCCAGGUCCUGGAAGAGCAGAUGUUUCUAUUGAACCGAGCCCAGGUCCUGGAUGAACAGGUGGUUCUGAUGGACCAAGCCCAGGUCCUGGAGGAUCAGGUGGAUCAAAUUGACCAAGCCCAGGUCCCGGAUGAGCAGGUGGUUCUGAUGGACCAAGCCCAGGUCCUGGAGGAUCUGGUGGAUCAAAUUGACCAAGGGCAGCAUUUAGAAGAGCAAGAUCAGGUGGAAAUUGACCCAGUGCAUAAAAUGGAUGAGCUGCUUGUUCAGCUGAGGCAGGUUCAUGAACGCAUUGCGCAUCUGGUUCUGGGGAAACAAGCAGAAGAACUGGAGGAGCCGGUGGUUCUGAAGAACCAAGAGAAGGAACAGAAGGAGACGGUGGUUCUGGAGAAGAACCCAAAGGAGCAGGUGGUUCUGGAGAAGAACCCAAAGGAGCAGGUGGUUCUGGAAAGCCGAGUGAAGGAACCAAAAGAGCUUGGGGUUUUAAUGGACCAGCUUCAUAAAAUGGAGGAGCAGGUAAGUGUGCUGGACCAAGUGCAGGACCUGAUAGAUGAUGUGAUUCUGAAAAAACAGAAGCAGGAUGUUCUUAUGGACCAGCUGCAUAAACUGGAGGAGCAGCUGGUCCUGGAGGUGGAGAGCAGGAAUCUAGAGGAGGUAGCCACACCAGACAUGACAAGAAAAGUGAACUGGGUGGCUGAGGAAGAGAUGAACCUGGAUGAGGAAAACUCAGAGGAACAGCUGGUCCUGGAGGUGGAGAGCAUGAAUCUGGAGGAGGUAGCCACACCACAUAUAACAAGGAAAGUGAACUGGGUGGUUGUGGAGAACCAAGAGGAAGAGAACCCAGAGGAGCAGAUUUCAAUUACAGAAGGGAUUGAAGCAGAUCCACUUCAGGCUGAUGUUCUGGAGAACGUCUUCGGCUCUUCACCUGAUGAAGUGGUGCAGCAGCAGAACGUCGAGCACGUUCUGAUUGCUCCACCUUCAUGAACCAACUAAAUAGUGUGUGAGACUGAUGGACCCACGGUGGAGAAUCACGGUGCCCUCAAUCUCCAUGAUGAAGCUGAAGAGGAUGAGCUCUGCAUGCAUCGUUUCUCCUGAUCAUCUGGAGAUCCUGGAGGAGCGGAAUGAAGAACCACCAGACAACACGACAAGCUCCAGAAACGUUCCAUCAUCUAAAUCAAAAUAAAGUUUAACUUUAAAAAUAAA
Messenger RNA from Trichomycterus rosablanca, 1517 nucleotides. RefSeq lists its product as uncharacterized. The record is from RefSeq and is a predicted model, not a curated record. Lineage: Eukaryota; Metazoa; Chordata; Actinopteri; Siluriformes; Trichomycteridae. The transcript has 2 exons. Bases 21 to 1298 code for a protein of 425 amino acids.